Aureobasidium pullulans EXF-150 is the source of this 687-nucleotide messenger RNA. RefSeq lists its product as uncharacterized. The transcript is spliced from 2 exons. NCBI's taxonomy places the organism in Eukaryota, Fungi, Ascomycota, Dothideomycetes, Dothideales, Saccotheciaceae. The record is from RefSeq and is a predicted model, not a curated record. The annotation marks the transcript as partial.
UGAUGGGCUCGCCACCGGGGACAUCUCUCUCCUUGGCCAACUUUGCAUCAGCAGCUGCAUCGCCCUUGUCGGCAGUCUCCUCAAGCCCUUCCUCCACAUCAUCCACCUCAUCAAGACUCUUCUCCUUGGGCACUACACCGCGCUUGUUGCUCUUUGCUGCUGCGGCGGGACCGCCUUUGGUUGCGGUGGUUGAAGCUUCUUCAUCUUCGUCACCGCCGGAUGCUUCGUCAUCGUCUUCGAGGUCUGCGGCUUCUACCUCGUCUUCAUCGGCGGCGGACUCGUCGUCAUCGUCGACUUCGGCGGGAGCGGAGGCGGUGGUCUUGCGUUUUUUGGCCGAGGGUGCAGCGGGCUUAGCAGCGACUUCCUCGUCAUCAUCCUCGGAAGCGACAUCACCCUCUGCCUCGGAGGAAUCAUACCUAUCAUGCCAAUUAGUUUUGAUCCUUGCCGCAGAACUCCUCUUCUUGGUUCAUCAAGGCCUCCUCGUCAACACGGCAUGCGGUAUCAAUGGAUUGAUGAGCUGGAAAGAACGCGACGUGCUCGCGACUCCGAGAAGAUGACGUCAAACAAGUAAAACUCACUCUUCUUCCUCCUCACUAUCCUCAGGAAGCGACUGCAACUCCUCCUCCUCGGACUCUUCAGCUCUACGUUUGCGUGUUCCGACCAUCGUGUAUUAUUGCUGCGUUUCGU